AUGGUGCAGAAGGGAACAGCUGCAACCAAUAAUAUAUCGGCCACCCCCACGUUUCUGUUCUUCCGGAACAAAGUGCGAAUUGACCAGUAUCAAGGAGCUGAUGCUGUGGGGCUAGAAGAGAAAAUCAAACAGCACCUAGAGAAUGACCCUGGAAACAAUGAGGAUACCGAUAUUCCAAAAGGAUAUCUGCUUAUUACGGUAGCUUUUAAUCAGCCUGUCAAGCUUUAUUCUAUGAAAUUUCACGGACCCGAUAAUGGUCAGGGUCCCAAGUAUGUAAAAAUGUUCAUCAACCUCCCCCGAUCAAUCGAUUUUGAAGAAGCAGAAAGAAGCGAGCCCACUCAAGCCCUGGAACUGUCGCCAGAUGAUAUCAAAGAAGACAGCAUUAUCCCGCUUCGCUAUGUAAAGUUUCAGAACAUCAACAGUGUAACUUUAUUCGUCCAGUCCAAUCAAGGAGAUGAGGAAGCAACGAGAAUCACGUAUUUCACAUUCAUCGGGACGCCAGUCCAAGCGACAAAUAUGAAUGACUUUAAGCGGGUGGUAGGCAAGAAAGGAGAGAGCCACUAGAUCACAAGGAAGAAAACACUGGAAGGCCUUACUGCAAUCAACGCGAGAUCAUCACGUGUAUCUCAGACUCCCGGGAAGCCGCUCGACCCCCCAACACAAGAGAGACUCUCCGUCUGUUCCAUUUUAAUACCAUUACAAAUAAAAAUUGCUGCAUUUUUUUUUUUUUGUUAGUACGGGAUUUCACUCAAGUGUUUACUGUUGUAAUCUUGGGACGUGGAUUUGUAA
Gekko japonicus is the source of this 789-nucleotide messenger RNA. It is a transcript of the gene TXNL1, whose product is annotated as thioredoxin like 1. The record is from RefSeq and is a predicted model, not a curated record. Lineage: Eukaryota; Metazoa; Chordata; Lepidosauria; Squamata; Gekkonidae. Bases 1 to 564 code for a protein of 187 amino acids. The transcript has 6 exons.